Pangasianodon hypophthalmus (striped catfish) is the source of this 4261-nucleotide messenger RNA. It is a transcript of the gene dcakd, whose product is annotated as dephospho-CoA kinase domain containing. The transcript is spliced from 5 exons. Lineage: Eukaryota; Metazoa; Chordata; Actinopteri; Siluriformes; Pangasiidae. The record is from RefSeq and is a predicted model, not a curated record. The coding region runs from base 296 to 985 and encodes 229 amino acids. Gene Ontology annotation, biological process: coenzyme A biosynthetic process. Gene Ontology annotation, molecular function: dephospho-CoA kinase activity; ATP binding.
UAGGACUUAACCUGCGUCACUUUUGGCCAAAUGGGGCACUGUACUUUACUUCAUCCUUCGGUCAAACUCUAACGUGGAAUUUGGGAAAAUAUUUUAGUCUCACUAUGUGACAGAACAGUCAAACUCCUAAAAGUGUAUAAUUCAUUUAUUUCAUGGUGUCGAGUAGGAUUUUAUGUUGACUUGGAGUCCAUAUUGAAGGAUUUCUUCGUGUUAAGGGAAGGAGAAGGACGCUUCUCUCUCUCUCUGUAUAUAUAUUUUAAUCCCUUUAUAGGUCAACAACAACAACAACGUUUACAUGUUUCUGGUGGGGCUAACGGGAGGAAUCGCCUCAGGAAAGAGCACCGUGUCCUCUCAGCUCAGGGAGCUCGGCUGUGCUGUCAUCGACGCAGAUGUCGUGGCCAGGAAAGUGGUGGAGCCUCAGACCCGAGCGUACCGGCUCCUCGUGCAGCACUUCGGGCAGGAGAUUCUGCUGGAGAACGGUGAGAUAGACAGGCAGAAGCUCGGCCAGAUCAUCUUCUCCAACCCCGAGAAACGCAGAAUGCUUAACUCCAUCACACACCCCGAGAUCCACAGAGCCAUGCUCAAACAGAUCCUGUACUAUUUCAUCCGAGGUUACCGGUAUGUCAUUUUGGACGUGCCUCUGCUGUUCGAGACGCGUCGUCUCACUCACUUAAUGAAGCACACAGUGGUCGUCUACUGUGACCCCGGCACUCAGCUGGCUCGACUCAUGCAGCGUGACACUCUGAGCCGGGAGGAGGCAGAGCAGCGCAUUGCUGCUCAGAUGCCGCUGAGCGAGAAGCGUGGGCUGGCCAGGCAUGUAAUCGAAAACUCUGGCUCGCGGGAGGACACACACCGCCAGGUUUUGCGCUUACACACUGCGCUGGACGACUCCAUGGAGUUCCUGCCCAUCAGAGCAGUCGCCGUGGCAGCCGUCGCUGGGCUGGGAGGCCUCUUUCUGUACAUGAUUAAACUCCUAGCCUCCUAGCCAUCAGGUGCAAAAACUUUUUAUAUAGCUAAUGUACUUUAUGUGCAGAAAUAACCUAGAGGUUGAGUCCAGGGCUUCCAUACUUACACGAGUAUUGCAAUAUGGGGUGAAAAUGUCAUUAUGUAUAUAUUUUUAUUUUUUAAAUUUAAUGUCUAUUACAAAGAGUUUGACAGACUAAACUCAAAAUGUCAGAGCGUUGUCCUAGUGAACACAUAAAAAUCUGAGCAAAACUGUAGUUCUCACACACAACAUGACCUUUAUCACUUACCAUCUGUUGUCCAGUUGACACACUACCAUGCAGACAAGGCUCAUGCAUCAAUCAUCAUCAUCAUUUCACCUGGAAGGAUCAGAAUAACAAGCACCUCACUCCACAAUGCCUUGUUGAAAUUUGGCCAAAUAUAAAAUUGACACACUUUCCUGCUUUCUUUCCAAAACCCGACCCCUUUACUUUUGCAUCAGGCCUCGUUUGUCAAGCUAGAUACAAAAAAAGUUUUUGUAAAUUUACAUUACACACGUGAAACUCAAUUGAUCGGAUUCAAACCGAAUAAUGGGUGAUGAGUUACUGUGAUUUUCUAUGCAGAUUACGCUGUCACGUUAAAAUCGCUUAUUUAUUUCAAGCACAGACAAAUUUUGGGAAACUCAGUCGUUUCAUAUUAAUGGCUUGAAAGAUGGUAAGCCAAAACAAAUCUGUCAAUUAAGAAUUUACAAGGAGAAGGACACAUAGUGUCCUUGGUAGCUAUGGUAGCUGACCCGCUGCAGUGGCUGAGCUGCAUUACUGGGAGGUUUAGUGCACACACUGCGCUCUUUCACUGUUCAGUUGUGAUUUUGUCAUUUUGUGUCUUUUGUGGGGUUUUGUGGGUAUGGCAAAAUGUAAACGUGCUGCGAAUGCACUUGCUAAUUUACAGCUUAUUCACAUUAAUCAACAUACGCACAUGAGUACAAAGAAAAUCAGCGAAACCUUUGCAAAUCUGACGUGAAUUUUUAGUUUGAUUUGGCCUAUGAAAUCAUUUACACACAGUUUUGCUAAAAGAUUGAUAAAUGAGGCCCAUUGAGUCACUCAGUCAUAGGAUUUAGACAAACAAUUUAUAAAAUUUGUGAAAUGAAAUAACAUGCUGUAAAUAAAAUAUUUAAUAAGAUUUUAUUUUAAGAUUGCUAUGUUAAAAAACAUAACACUAACAUGUUUAGCUAACACGAUUUUAUGGAAAGCCUUACCCGCUUCAAUACUGUUUUAUUUUUUUUAGUAUUUUUAAUAGUGUGUAAUGCAGAAUGGAUUUUUAACACAUAGACACUCACCCUUGAGGCAUGUUUAGUGUCUGAUGUUUGAUUUUUGAAGCCUUGAGGCUAAAGUAGCUAACAAGUAAUGGAAGUCUCACCCAAAAUGGCUACAAAUACAUGCCUGCAUUCUUCAAAUCACAUUGUGAAGCUACAUGAAUUCAAUUUAAUAUAAACGUUAUCAGUAAAUGUUUUCAGUUUGAAAUGGACGUAUGUAAUUCUCAGCAGCACAAUUUACAUAUUUCUGGUACAACUCUGGUACAAAGCUUUGGGAAGUGGGGCUUGAGCCUAAACUGGAUUUUUUUUUAAAGUAUACCUUUAAGGGAGUCUAUAAGGGAAGAAGGGGAAGAGGUGGAAUCGAAGACAGUGUGUCAAAAGAGUAUUGAAACACUGUCUUCAUACUGAACCACACCAUGUGGGUGUUUUUUCAUUUGCAUUUAGCCUCUUCCUGUUGAAAGUGAGUUUUCUCAUUUUCUAUGAAAUUAUUUAUUCUUCUAUAUUUAGUUUACUGAAAGUGCACUAACGGACGUCCAGCUGACUUAACACACUUCUUCACAGUGUAUAUAAUUCUGUAGUCAUAAAGCUGAGGCUGAAAUGCUCAUCAUAUGACUCAUUCCUGAAGUACCUGAUAUAAAUACACUGUGAUGAAAGCGCAUGAACACUAUCAUCUGUUCAUAUAGCUCAGUUUCAUUUUUCUUUUAUCUCUGUCUCACACACACACGCACACACACACACUCUAAAAUCAGUGCUGCUCUUUGGAAAUGAAGGGAAUGUAACAGUUGAACUGACACAUUAAACAGGUUUCAACACAACCUGGUGUAAAAUUUGUUUUAUUUAUGAAAUUCUCUACACUUUCUGUAUUUUCCUUGUUGCUGAGGUGCUAUCUUUUAUCUUGUAUACCUUUAAUAUUUAUCUUUCAACUACAUGUGGAUGUAGUGUACCGUUAAAAACAAUUUAAGGGACACAACUGGACAGUAAUUACUUUUUUACAGCUUUACAGCUUUAAUUAUAGCUUUAAAGAUACACUACAAGCACCUUUCUAGGUAAGAGACAUUGUUGUAAUGCUUAAUGUGUUGCUGGUGAUGUAAUACAAUACAUACAGUAGAUGCUCUGCUUUUUUUGUCAUGAAAUUCACCUUUCAAUAGGCCCGUUUAUCAAUCUUUAUCUAAAUUUUCAGAAACAUUGAUUUAUGCAUUGAUGUUGAUGAAUGCCAGUCACCAGGCGCGUGAUUUGCAUUUGGUGACGCCCACUAAACUCCAUAAAAGGCAAAUUUCGCAGAGCCGAAAUGAUAAGUAAGUAGCAAAAUUUAUAUAAUUUGACCCCAAUCAAUAGAGGUUUACAUUAUUCUUCUUACACAUAAAUUUACACACACUUAUGAGCAUGAGAAGGAUACAAACAUUUUUUCUGAAAUUACGGAAUACCAAAUUUCUUGUGUAAAUGCUCAUUUAUGAAUAAAUCUAUUCAUAUCCAGCUUGUUAAAUGAGGCCUGUUGUGAAUCACAAUUUCCAGCAUGGGAACGCUGCUUGCUAUUGCUCACAGUUGUGCUUGCAUUUAUGUUUUGACAUGUGUUUUGAUGUUGAUCUCUGAACAUGUCCCUGUCCUGUCAUUGGUUUAUUACCCUGUUGUGUUCACCUGUUCUGUGUUCAGCCCUUAAUUAGCUUGUCUGUUUCUUCCAUGUUGCUUCUAAUGCUUCUGCUUCUUCUUGUUUUCGUGCAUUACUGAGGCUUAAUUUCUGUUCCUGGUUUCUUCCAGUUUGCCGACACAUCCCAGUUAACGGUUUUUGAUUAUGGGUCUUUGAUGUCGCUUUCCUUUUAAUUUAAAAGGAUAAACUUUAAUUAUGAUUCGUGGAUCAGCCUUAAUAAAACACAUGCUGAGUAUAUGCACUUGCAUCCCUCUUCUAACUGUAUGUUGCAUAAACUUUGUCUAAAAUGUUUGUUUUCUGUAUUAGUACAUUUGAUCAUUUGAACAUGUUUUUUUUUCUAUUAAAUUAAACUUUAAAAUGCA